Messenger RNA from Hymenoscyphus albidus, 228 nucleotides. The record is from the annotation of a GenBank genome assembly. Lineage: Eukaryota; Fungi; Ascomycota; Leotiomycetes; Helotiales; Helotiaceae.
AUGCGUGGAUUAUUCGAGAAGAUUUACCCAAACUCAUAUUUGCUUAGAUUUGGUUUCGUUCCCGACAAGAGGGAAGUCCGACGUCACGAUCGAUCUGGAAUACUUGGCCAGAGGAAAAUGCCCUUUGGAGCUGCACACCUCAUCGAUCGAGGCAAGUGGAUUGGUUCCAUUGGUCAAAUCAGACUGAUUGGUAAUGAGACCGCAUCUGAUGGGGAGGAGAUGGUAUGA